AACCAACACACACACACAAUGGUAACUGCGGUUCUUCUAGUGCAAAAGGCAACACCGGAAACAAUAACACAGUUCCAUGAUCAGCUUUCAAACGAACUUCCCACAUCAAAGGGGAAAUGGAACUUCAACUUCAAGAUAUUUAGAAAUAACCCAUACUCUAUCCCACCAGAUUUAGUGGAAACAACUACAACAUCACCUGAAUCGAAGUUUUUGUUUACACUUUCCCCGAGCUAUUUACCUGAUUCUACUAUAACCCUAGUAAACGGAAAAUCUGCUGGUGUAUUCACCAACUUGAUAGAGGAAGAGGCCAGCGAACUAAGUCACCCUACGGAAUUAACCAUACCCAAUGAACAUCUCCAUAGAGGAGCAACCACGGGUUUAAAUGACAGAUUUGAUAUUUUUGUGGGUCAAAAAUUACAGAGCUUGUGGACCCAACGACAAAUAAUAAAAGGAGAUGGUGGACAAAUAUACGAGCUUGAAAAUGGUAAUUUGUGUAUUAAAACUUCAAAUGUUUUUUUACACGGUAAUUUCCGAGGAUUGCUUAUUCAAAUUGAUUUGAAUGAUCAUUUGUGUGACACAAAAAACCCUGAUUCAUUUAAGCAAGUAUUUGAUAAAGUUAGUGAAAAAUAUGGCAUACCUCCAGGAAAUCUUUGUUGUGAGGUAUUAGAUACAAAAUAUUUGGACAAGUAUGGAGACCUUUGUUUUCAAUAUUCCAAAAUUUUAAAUUUUUAAUUCAACUCUAUGUGAGUAUAGGAAAAUAGAAACAUAGACUUGAAGAUUAGAGCAGUGUUACUUGUUGUAGUUCAGGAAUAACUGUAAAAAUUUUCAAGAUAACUAGCUAUAUAAUUUUCUAAGUUUAGGGGGCAAUUUCGGGUCUUUUUCUAUAUGGGCCAAGGCAAAUUAUUUUACCCAGCUGCUUAAAGUAAAUACAGUUCUCUUCGGUUCGUGAACUUGGUCUUUGGCCAUCCAAGUCUCCCAUACAAUGCUCAACACCUUUGUCAUCCUUUAUGCAUAAUUUAUCUCUCUCUUCGGCAUCAAACAAUACCGUCACCUUCUGGCAGGCAGUGGAUCUUUCCGUCCUUGUCUAAGUAGCAUUGGUCUUCUUCUCCACGUUUGACAAAAACAAUACCGUCGCCUUCUGGCAGGCAGUGGAUCUUUCCGUCCUUGCCUAAGUAGCAUUGGUCUUCUUCUCUCUUUUCGGCAUCAAAAACUAUUCCACUUUUGUCCAGAGGAUUCUCUUUAGGUUUACUGAAGCAAUGGGUCACACCGUUGGCAUCCUCAAUACAAACUGGUUUCACAACAGGAAGAGGUGAGGGAAGUUUUUUAAUUGGGAUUGCAAUGGAGAUUGAGGUCACCAUCAAAAUGAUUAAGAAUAUGAGAUGCAUUGUUUAUUUUGUAUGUGUAUGUAGAUGUAUGUAUGUGUGUGUUUGUUUGUUGUAAUGAGAAUAGAUUCAGGCCUGAUAUGAAGUCGAUCCAACCCCUAUUUAUACUAUCUGGACAGAAUACAAUAUUAUUCUUUUUGCAGAGCUUGUAUCAUCUAUAAUUGGUAACAUCCGGCGUUUUAACCAUAUACGCCAUUCAUAAUACAAAUGCCUUACCAAGAAAUAUAGCUG
Spathaspora passalidarum NRRL Y-27907 is the source of this 1613-nucleotide messenger RNA. RefSeq names its product Med20p (gene MED20). The transcript has 3 exons. Gene Ontology annotation, biological process: regulation of transcription by RNA polymerase II. The record is from RefSeq and is a predicted model, not a curated record. Gene Ontology annotation, molecular function: transcription coactivator activity. Bases 19 to 732 code for a protein of 237 amino acids. Gene Ontology annotation, cellular component: mediator complex. NCBI's taxonomy places the organism in Eukaryota, Fungi, Ascomycota, Pichiomycetes, Serinales, Debaryomycetaceae.